Molecule: messenger RNA, 2834 nt
Organism: Gadus morhua (Atlantic cod)
Lineage: Eukaryota; Metazoa; Chordata; Actinopteri; Gadiformes; Gadidae
Gene: st6galnac5b
Product: ST6 (alpha-N-acetyl-neuraminyl-2,3-beta-galactosyl-1,3)-N-acetylgalactosaminide alpha-2,6-sialyltransferase 5b
Exons: 4
Coding region: 382-1617 (411 amino acids)
Biological process (GO): oligosaccharide metabolic process; ganglioside biosynthetic process
Molecular function (GO): alpha-N-acetylgalactosaminide alpha-2,6-sialyltransferase activity
Source: RefSeq, a predicted model, not a curated record
ACUCGCGUCGACAAGACUUGAGUAGUUACAGGUUGCCUUUAAAGUCUUAUCUAAGUAGCCUAUGCGAUAUAUCGUAUUUAUCCGCGUUGUAUUAGUUAGUUGUGACGCAAGCCGUGUAUGAGCGUUGCUGUGAAUUUGUAAAGAUAAGGUCAUUAGGACCUUGAGGAGGAGGAGUUCAGAUAUUGAAGGCACUAGAGGACUGAGUAUGUAAAAGAGUAAGCGCUGCGCUGGUUGUGGAGCAUCGCCUCCCCGUUCGCGGGCGACAGCAUGCACCUUUAGGUGAUAAAGACGUCUCUGAAAUGUUGUUAGACCUUACCAUUGUGACCUGAAGCCGAUCUUAAAUCGGGCAAUUGAAUUCAAUAUAAGAGGAGGCGAAAGAAAAUGAAGACACGAGUGCGGCAGGGGAUUAUUGGAGUACUCGUCAUAACCACAGUGACCGGUUUUAUGGUGAUGUACAACAACACUUCAAGGGCACCCUCCCCAUCCUCGUCAAGCCAACCUGAGGCCGGUGUUAUUCUGGAGGAGCCGCCCAAGAGAAGUACCACAGAUCCAAUAACAGUGCUGAGAGGCUACAAGAGUUUCGUCGAUCAGAAGCCACUGAAGAUGCACUGCAGCAGUUGCUCGCUGGUCAGCAGCUCGGGCCAGCUGACCGGCGGCAGGCGGGGCGAGGAGAUCGACCGCGCCCAGUGCGUCAUCCGCAUGAACGACGCCCCCAGCGCCCACUUCCAGCGGGACGUGGGCCGUCGCACCGACCUGCGCGUGGUGGCACACUCCAGCCUCCCCAGGGUGCUAAGCAGACGGCAGGAGCUGCUCAACGCCAGCCAGGACACCGUGUUCAUCUUCUGGGGGCCCAGCAGCAGCAUGCGGAGGGACGGGAAGGGCACCAUGUUCAACAGCCUGAAGCUCGUGAAGCGGCUGCUGCCCAGACACAAGCUGUACGUGGUGUCCCAGCGCAAGAUGCUGAGCCUGGACGAGCUCUUCAAAAACGAGACGGGCAUGGACAGUUUCGCAGAUGACACCAAGAUCCAGAGGAAAAUCGACGUCUCCGAGGACGCAGAGAUUGUCCAAGAAGACCUUGACAGCAUAAUUGAAUGGUCCAAGAAGAACAACAUGGUGCUACACCAGGACAAGUUCAUGUUGCUUCGGUACAGGACAAACAAAUCUACCAUGCUUGACGAGCUUCCCUUUGCAUCACAUCUCUCGGAGUACGCCACACCAAGUCGGCACAUCCUUAAACCCCAAAAGUCUGCAAGAGAUCUCGGUGUAGAACUGUCAUCCGACUAUAAAUGGACCACUCACAUCAACAAGAUGUUGGCUGGUGCUAUAAAGACUGCUUCAUGGGUUCUUGGAGUCUUCAAAGACCGCUCCAAACCUGUCAUGCUUCAACUUUACAAGUCACUAAUCCGAAGCAGGGUAGAAUACUGCUGCCCCCUUUGGAAUCCUGUAAAGGUGUCAGACAUCCAGACAAUCGAGGAUGUCCAGCGCAACUUCACACGGCGCAUCGCUGGAACAGGGGACCUUGACUACUGGACUGAACCUUCUAUCCCUGCAGAGCAGAAGAGAGAGAUAUAUGAUCAUUCAUGUCUGGAAGAUCCUCAACGAAUCCACACCCAAUGACAUCGGGAUGCAGUUCACCGACAAUAUGCGGCUUGGAAAGAAGGUCAAAAUUCCCGCCUUCAACAAGCAUGCUCCUCUGUCCGCUGUGAGCCACUACGACUCCCCAGCAACACAGCUAUACAUGUUCAAAAUUCUGCUGGGAAAAUUCCUCCAUGAAAUCCCGGAAAAACCUCCUGUCAAGGGAUACCAUACAACGCAGAAUAGGAACAGCAUUAUAGACUGGUGAAACCAGUCCGGUGGCCUGCAGUACGUUCGGCGGCCGUGUUGAUCUCAACAGAAGCAAAAAAAAAGAAAGAAAAAAGAAGAAGAAUACUCCCGCUUAUCAUCACUCAGUAUCAAAAUCACUAUGGAUGUUGCACUCAUUAACUAUUGAACACAAAACAGAAAACACAGCUGACAUUAUCAUUGUCACUGACAGCGAUAUAUUGUUUCACAAAUGUACUUAUUGUAAGUCGCUUUGGAUAAAAGCGUCUGCUAAAUGGUCAUUUGUCAGCUGUCUAUCCUCAAUUAAACUGCAUUGAAGUGACACGAUUGUCCCGUGCAUUAUUCAUUUGCAUUAUUAUUGCAUUAUUAUGCUUGCAUUAUUCCUUUGCACAACAUAUUAUUCCUUUGCACAACGUAUGUAUUUUCGAUAUUUGAAAACGAUAUCGUCCCAUUCAGAGCAAGGAAGAUUAGUAUGCUCGGAUCUCGGUUAGCAGGCAUGUAUCGCCCCUAUUUUACAAUAAUCUCAAACAUUUCAUUAACUCACAUACCAGACCAACCAACCAAGCGUGACACCUCCGCCCAAGUCAGAGCCUUUUUGUUGCGAUCUCUGAAAUGAAAAAGGUUCGGAUCGUACAACACCGGGUGCCCAGUAAAAGCAGCGAUUCAUUUUUCAGUAGGAACCAAAAAAGUAUGUAGGGACCAAAGUGCUGGUGUUCGGUGUUCCCUGGGAUCCACGCAAGCGAAUAGCGUCUACAUUCCAAUUGGCUGUCAGUAACCUGUCAUAGUAAUUUGCAUAAAGUUCAGCCGUCUUCAAGUUUUUUUGGUCGCUCUGAUCGCUCACCUUUUGCCGCUGGUAGCGUUUGACGCUUGUGUCGCUUUGGCCGCUUUUGCCCAUAGAAAGUGAAUGACUUCCGGUUUGGCAGCUGAAUUCGCUUCUGAUGUGAACGCGCAGUUAGGAUUCAAAAUACGCAGAAGUUUGAUGCUAUUUAUGAUGAGAUCCAGUACAAUUUGCA